CUCCUUUUAAAAGCCUGCCCCGGCUCUACUCGGUUCCUCCAUUCGUUCCAUCGGCCGGCGGCUUAAACCCUAGGCUCCUCCAUCGCCGCAUCUUCUCCGCCGCCGCCUUCGCCUUCGACGCCGAUGGAGUUCUGGGGUCUUGAAGUCAAGCCUGGAACCACUGUUAAGUGUGAUCCUAGCGAUGGCUACAUCCUUCAUCUUUCCCAGGCUGCUCUUGGGGAAUCAAAGAAAAGCGACACAGCAUUGAUGUAUGUCAAAGUUGAUGAUCAGAAGCUGGCCAUUGGUACCCUCUCACAUGACAAGUACCCUCACAUCCCGUUUGAUUUGGUCUUUGACAAAGAGUUUGAGCUGUCACACACAUCAAAAGCUGCCAGUGUGUUCUUCUCCGGUUACAAGGUCGAGCAACCUGGUGUGGAAGAUGAAAUGGAUUUUGAUUCUGAAGAAGAUGAAGAUGUAGGGGAAGAGCAGAACAUUCCUUUAAUCAAGGAAAAUGGCAAAGCUCAAGGGAAGGAGGAGCAGAAAAGCAAGGCAGGGCCUGCGGCUUCAAAUUCAAGUGCUGCUGUAAAGGAUGUUGACAAGAAAAUCAAGGCUGAUGAUGACAGUGAUGAGGAUGAAACUGAUGAUGAUUCUGAUGACGAUGAUCUAUCUCCUGAUGAGGAAGGCAACGAUGAUGAUUCAAGUGAUGAGGGUGAUUCCAGUGAGGAGGAUGAGGACAGUGAGGAUGAUGAGGAAGAAGAAACUCCAACUCCCAAGAAGCAGCCAGAGGUAGGCAAGAAGAGAGCAGCGGAAAAUGCUCUGAAGACACCUGUUUCUGAUAAGAAAGCGAAAGUUGCCACGCCAUCUGGCCAGAAGACAGGUGGUAACAAGGGCACUGCCCACGUGCCAACUCCGCACCCAGCAAAGAAGGUGAGCAAGACCCCUGCGAACAAUGACAAGUCAAAGGAGAAGUCCCCAAAAUCUGGUGGGUCGGUCGUGUGCAAGUCGUGCAGCAAGACGUUCAACAGCGACAUGGCUCUACAGGCUCACUCGAAGGCCAAGCAUGGUGCAAAGUGAGGGACUCUCUGCUGGUUGGGAUUGGUGCCUUUUUAGAGUUGGGGAAGAAAUGGCGGUAGUAGGCCUUAUUUUGUCACGAUACGUGCCUUAGUGGUUGUUAUGUGAUUGGUGCGUUUCGUGGAGACUCAAAAUGCAGCAGAACAAGCUGCCGUGAACUAGUAUUUUGGGUUGUUCGGAUGGUAGUUUUGGGAAUCGUUGAAUCUACCUUGAUGCUGUGCUUCGUUUUAGCCUGGUUGGCUACUGCUUUUGAUGGAAUGGAGCUGUUGCUGUGAAUCCAGCUUCUGUUUU
Molecule: messenger RNA, 1341 nt
Organism: Panicum virgatum (switchgrass)
Lineage: Eukaryota; Viridiplantae; Streptophyta; Magnoliopsida; Poales; Poaceae
Product: histone deacetylase HDT2-like
Exons: 10
Coding region: 124-1053 (309 amino acids)
Source: RefSeq, a predicted model, not a curated record